Oldenlandia corymbosa var. corymbosa is the source of this 3110-nucleotide messenger RNA. NCBI's taxonomy places the organism in Eukaryota, Viridiplantae, Streptophyta, Magnoliopsida, Gentianales, Rubiaceae. The record is from the annotation of a GenBank genome assembly.
AAAAAAAAAAACAAAAAAACUAAUGUCUUCAAGUCAAGUCAACCCUACCAUGUAUUGUUUCCCUUCAAUUUCCUUCCUCUUGCCACACACACACAAACACAACAGGCACAGAAAUGGAGAAAUGGUAAAAAAUAGAGCUAUGUGAGCAUGAAGAAGUGUUACUUGAAACCAAAUUAGAAUGGCAGAUGGUGCUGUAAACUACCUUUUGGAUAAACUAACCACAAUUCUGCUGCAAAAUGCAUCAUUCCUUGGGGAUGCUCAAAAUGAAAUUGAGAAAAUCAAGCUUGAGCUUGAGAGCAUGAAAUCCUUCUUAAGAGAGGCAGAGCUGAGAAGGGAAAAGAGUGAAUCUGUGGAAACAUGGGUUAGGCAAGUCAGAGAAGUGGCAAUUCAAGUUGAGAAUAUUCUUGAUGAAAUCAUUCAUUACAGUGAUAGUAGUACAAAUGGAGCUGGAGGAGGUAAAGGUGUACUCAAGGAUUUUGUUCAUGAAGCUGUGAAUCUUGCAAGGAGAUUAGCCGCGACACGGCGAAUAUAUUUGAAGUUACAAGGCAUCAAGGCCAAGGUUGUUGAAGUUUCAGAAAGGAGCAAGAGAUAUGCUUUUGAUGCCAGAGUAGAUGAUGACUGGGGAAGCAUCCGUUUGGCUAUCAACUGGCAGCCGCAGCAGCAUCAGCAACUUGGAGAAUUGUCGAGUUUCGUCGAUGUUGAUGAUGUUGUGGGAAUGGAUGAGGAUCAAGAAAUAUUAUCAAAGUGGUUGAUUGAAAAUGACACUAGGAGGACUGUUGUAUCAGUUGUUGGGAUGGGUGGUCUUGGAAAAACGACCCUUGUGACAAAAGUUUUCAAUGAUCAGCUCAUAAAGUUGCAUUUUGAUUCUUCUGCGUGGAUAUCGGUGUCCCAAAAUCAUGAAGUUGAAGAUCUGCUGCGAACCAUGUUGAAAGAGUUCUUGAAAACAGAACAAGCAAUGAGUCCAGGCAACCUUGGAUCCAUGAAAUAUAGGCAGCUGAUGGAAAUGCUCCUUGAAUACCUGCGUUGUAGGCGGUAUUUAGUCGUGCUCGAUGAUGUUUGGAGCAUAGAUUUGUGGAGUAGGAUUCGGGGUGCAUUUCCAGAGAAUCAAAAUGGAAGCAGGAUUGUUUUCACUACCAGAAAUCAGAAUGUGGCAACCUCCGUUGGACCUGGAAGUCGUGUCCAUCGUCUUCAACCUCUGCAGGAGCGUGAUGCCUGGACCCUUUUCCGCAAAAGAACAUUUUGGAAUGAGCAUGAGCACAACUGCCCUGCAGAACUUGAACCAUUGGCAAAAGAUAUAUUGAGAAAGUGUGAGGGAUUGCCUCUGGCAAUCGUUGCGAUUGCUGGACUAAUGUGUUCGAAAAGCAGACUAGCAAUCGAGUGGAAGAGGGUUCAUGCCAGCCUGAAUUGGCAGCUGAGCUACAAUCCAAUCCUCGGAAGAGUGAAAGGUAUCUUGAUGUUGAGUUUCGAUGACUUACCCUUCUACCUUAAAUACUGUUUCUUGUACUGUUGUGUUUUCCCUGAUGAUUGCUUUAUCAAAAGAAAGAAGCUGAUUCGGCUGUGGAUUGCUGAGGGAUUUAUCCUCGAAAGAAAAGGGAUGACUUUGGAGGAGGUAGCUGAGGAUCACCUCAUGGAACUGAUCCUCAGGAGCAUGAUUCAAGUUCAACAGGUUAAUGACAAUGGAAGGGUGAAGACUUUCCACAUCCAUGAUGUGAUGCGUGAGCUAGCGAUGACGACCUCAGAAAAGGACAAUUUCUGCGGAAGGCUUGACAUCCGUGAGUCCAAAGUUGCUAGAAGUGUUCAGCAUUUAUCAAUCGACAGCAGAAAUGGAAGUGUUCAAAUGAGCAAGUCGACAGCUUGCCAGCUGCGGUCCCUCUUUGUUUUUGGAUCAGAUAUGUGCACAUCCUUCUCUUUAAAUGCUGUAUCACCAGACUUUAAGUUCUUAAGAACCCUAGAUUUACAAUGUAUUCCUAUCGAAAAGUUGCCAAACAGAUUGUUUGAUCUUUUCAAUUUAAGGUUCUUGAACCUGCGGAAUACAAAGGUUAAAGAUCUUCCAAAUAGUAUAGGCAAGCUGAAAAACCUGCAGACUUUGGAUAUCCGGAGCACCAAUGUGGAGAAGCUCCCAAGAAGCAUACCCAACUUGGGAAAUUUGAGACAUCUAUUUCUUGGUAAAAGCAAGACCGAUGAUUCAAGGGCUCCCGAACUCCUCCAAGCCUUGCGCGCACCUGCAAGAAUGGGAAACUUGCAAAACCUGCAAAGCCUUGCUUGUGUAGAAGCAGAAGAAGGGCUAAUCAAACAACUAGGAUGUCUUACAGAACUGAGAAGGUUAGACAUGACAAAAGUGAAACCAUGUCAUGGUCCUAAACUCUGCAGUUCAAUAGGAAUGCUGACAAACCUUCACAGGCUGAGUCUUGCAGCCAGCAAUCAGGAACAAGAACUUUCAUUGGAAGACUUGAUUUCAGCCCCUCCAUUCCUUCAGAAGCUGGAAUUGUUCGGUCGCUUAGAUAGGCUACCUCAUUGGUUAGCAUCGGCGCAAACUUUGACACAUUUGGAUUUGGAGUUCUCCGGUCUGCAAGAUGACUUCCUUCCUGCUCUCCACAAAUUGCCAGCACUGGUGUUUCUUCAACUCAGGGAAGCCUACAAUGGUAAGAUCUUAAAGUUUAGGAGAGGCGGUUUUUUAAAACUCCUGAAGUUGCAUUUAAUUGAACUCUCACAGUUAGAUUGUCUGGAAGUAGAAGAGGGAUCAUUGUCAAGCCUGAAAGAACUGUCUAUAGUUCAUUGUGUAGCAUUGAAGCAAGUACCACAAGGACUUGAACACAUUUCCAGCUUACAAAAGCUGCGUCUGGAGGAAAUGCCAGAACUGAUUGUAAGUUUACAAACUAAUGUAAGUGAGUAUCGCGAAGAAGUGCAGCACAUUAGUACAGUCGAUCUUGUUCUUUAGCGAAUGGAAAUCGAGCAUUUGUAAUCUAUAGGUGCUGCUACAUUCUAGUUUCAAUUCUUUUUUGUAUUCGCGGCGGAUCGUAGAAUAAAGCGUAUGAUAACAACAAACAACAAGGCAGUUUUUCUGAGCCAUUAAUGUGCACUGUAGUAGACAAUGUGCUAAUCAUCCAUCU